GCAACGUCGCCGGUUGUUUGGAUUACUUUUUCCGGCAUUAUCUUUUCAUUACCUUACCACUUUAUCGUUUCUUUGCUUGUUAUCUCCGUUUUGGGGGCGGUGUUUUAAUUUUCGGGUUGGUCCCAGAGUUGGUUAGUGACCCGGCCACCGGUUUUCAGUAGUUCGUGUGAAUUCCAGCAAGGCGUAGCCGUAAAAUGUAUCACUACCAGCAGGGCGAUGAAACCGGGGCCUACACAGAUGCGGAGGCCGACAAGAGCUUCGCCUUCGAUGACCAGAGCAUCCGGAAAGGAUUCAUCCGGAAGGUCUACCUCAUAUUGAUGUGCCAAUUGCUAAUCACUUUUGGAUUUGUGAGUGUUUUCACGUUUUCGAAAGCUUCGCAGGAAUGGGUUCAAAAGAAUCCCGCCCUCUUUUGGAUUGCUCUGGCGGUUCUUAUUGUGACCAUGAUCUGCAUGGCCUGCUGCGAGAGCGUCCGCCGGAAGACACCCCUGAACUUCAUCUUCCUGUUCCUCUUCACCGUCGCCGAGUCCUUCCUGUUGGGCAUGGUGGCUGGUCAGUACGAGGCCAAUGAGGUGCUCAUGGCUGUGGGCAUCACGGCUGCAGUGGCCCUGGGCCUCACCCUGUUCGCCCUGCAGACCAAGUGGGACUUUACGAUGUGCGGCGGAGUGCUGGUGGCCUGCCUGGUGGUGUUCGUCAUCUUUGGUUUCGUUGCCAUCUUCGUGGCAGGCUCCGUGAUCCAUAUGGUGUACGCCUCCUUGGGAGCCCUGCUCUUCUCGGUGUACCUGGUGUACGACACCCAGUUGAUGAUGGGCGGCAGCCACAAGUACUCCAUCAGUCCCGAGGAGUACAUCUUCGCGGCACUGAACCUCUAUCUUGACAUCAUCAACAUCUUCAUGUACAUACUGGCCAUUAUCGGUCUGAGCCGCAAUUAAAAAGGCGAUCCACGAUCUAUAGUUCCCAUUACCGAUUUAAGAGAUACAUCUAUGUAACUUAUUUUUUACUGAGCCACCUUGGGCUGAAAUAAAGAACGACGACGACGACAAAAAACUAAA
Messenger RNA from Drosophila ananassae, 1049 nucleotides. RefSeq names its product protein lifeguard 1 (gene Lfg). The coding region runs from base 195 to 929 and encodes 244 amino acids. Lineage: Eukaryota; Metazoa; Arthropoda; Insecta; Diptera; Drosophilidae. Gene Ontology annotation, cellular component: membrane. The transcript is spliced from 4 exons. The record is from RefSeq and is a predicted model, not a curated record.